Messenger RNA from Maudiozyma barnettii, 864 nucleotides. It is a transcript of the gene COQ11, whose product is annotated as ubiquinone biosynthesis protein COQ11. Gene Ontology annotation, cellular component: mitochondrion. Bases 1 to 864 code for a protein of 287 amino acids. Gene Ontology annotation, molecular function: protein-containing complex binding. The transcript has a single exon. Lineage: Eukaryota; Fungi; Ascomycota; Saccharomycetes; Saccharomycetales; Saccharomycetaceae. The record is from RefSeq and is a predicted model, not a curated record.
AUGACUAUGACUAUUCAGAAACUUGUUGUAUUUGGUGGGAAUGGAUUCUUAGGGAAAAGAAUCUGUCAACAAGCAGUUCUUAAGGGAAUGCAGGUUACCGGGAUAUCCAGGUCUGGCAAGCCACCAGUUCCAUUGACAAACAGUGAUAAACAUUGGAUAAACGAAGUAUCAUGGAAAUCUGCAGAUAUUUUUAACCCAGAUUCUUAUGGUCUUUAUCUGAAAGAUAGGCCUAACGUUGUUAAUACUAUUGGAAUCUUAUUAGAAAAUGAAAACUACAAAAAAGAAUUGAAAAACGGUUUCUCGUUACCUAGCUUAUUUAAGAGAGCUCCCAAUCCAUUAUUAUACCCAAGAAAUUCAGAACUACGUUUAAAAUCAAAUACCAAUUUUACUUAUGAAAGAAUGAAUACAAAGAGUAUGAUGAUACUAGCAGACACAUUCAAGUUAAUCUUGGAGAAGAAUGAGGUACAAUCGGCCUUAAGACCGUCGUUGACUUAUAUAUCUGCUGAUAAAGGGUUUUUAGUUGUCCCUCAAGAAUAUAUUCACUCAAAGCGUAUCGCAGAGUUAUAUUUAUUAGACAUGACAAAAAAUAUGACAAAUCCAUUCAGACCUAUAAUAAUACGGCCUGGAUUUAUGUUCGACGAACUGAACACUACACAAUUCAAUGAUGUUAGAACAGUACUGCAUGAUGGGUUAGAAGUAUUGAAUUGUGCUAAUAAAUUGAUAUUGCGUAAUCAAUUCCAGAUUGUUAAUGACAUAAUAAGACCAACUAUUUCUACUCAACAAGUAGGGAGAUCACUUGUAGAUAAACUCAAUGACCAAAGGUAUAGUGGCAUAUUAACUCUUGAAGAGAUGCUCGACAGAUAG